UUCUAUGUGUGGUAGCUUUGGAGAAACGUGAAGCCGUCCACCCACGGUGAUACAGUUGGAAUUCUCUCACCCGCAUACGCACAAUUUUCUAAAAAAAACGACCACGUGAAAAAAAUUAAAUCAUUCAUUGCCGACACUUCUUGUCAGGCUUUUCACGACCGCUUUGGACUCUUCAUCUCCCACCGAAUCAUUCCGAGCAGCGCAUUUUUUUCCGGUUGGACUUCAGUGAUUUGAAGGGUUCGACCCGUCCUCUGCGAUAUCUACCUCCCUUUCCUUACUCAGUGGGACUCGGGCUUUCGCUGAAAACUGACUACUACUUCGUAGGAUCAUGAGCGACCGACGCAGCGUCGAACAACCAGAGGCACCGCCAGCGAAAAAGGGCCGGGGACGUCCGAGGAAGAGCGUCGAAAGCAAACCACCAGAUGAACCUGUCAUAAAAAGGCCACGGGGAAGACCUCCGGGUAGCAAGAACAAAGUACAGAAACAGAAAAAGAUAGAAAAACCUAGUGGUCCAAAACGUGCCCGUGGAAGGCCACGCAAAUGGCCUGCUGCAGAAGCAAAAACAAAAGAAGCUACCUCAGAAACCUGUGAAGAAGAAGAAGAAGAAGGGAAUGAAGAUUAACGUGUAUCGACUCAAACCACAUUAAUGCUUUCUUGGAAAAGUUAACCUGUUACUCCCGAGAACAUUCACCACACAUCACUACACUGCCAAUAUGAAGAAACAAAAAAAAAAGACUUCAUUGAUGAGAGUUGUGCAACGUGCAGUCAAUAGGAUCGUAGACUAUAAAGUCAAAAACGUGCUUGAAAAUCUCAAAGAUAUGUUUAGUUUUUCUGAAGUUUUUUUUAAGGCAGUAUCAGGACAGAUAUCAGGUCAUUGUAAUGUUUUUUUGUAAGCAUAUUUUCAGACAAAAAAAAAAGGAAAAAAAAAAAAAACUUAUUCUCUUUACACCUUGUACAAUUUACAUUAUUAAGUUUAGAAGAGUUAUAUAAUGCAGGGAAUUUCAGAGUUGUCAGUAAGAUGAAGAGUAUUUGUACACAUACUAGAUUUUACCAUGAAUAUAUAACAAAGUAUUAUUAUCAAAAAGUUCCUGUUUUUCAUAUUCUUUUACAAAUUCAGUAUUUCCCAUAAGGUUUCUUGCCUCAGGUUGAUAAUAAUAUAUAGUAAUU
Molecule: messenger RNA, 1167 nt
Organism: Saccoglossus kowalevskii
Lineage: Eukaryota; Metazoa; Hemichordata; Enteropneusta; Harrimaniidae
Source: RefSeq, a predicted model, not a curated record